This is a messenger RNA of Arabidopsis lyrata subsp. lyrata, 1639 nucleotides long. Its product is annotated as eukaryotic peptide chain release factor subunit 1-3. Gene Ontology annotation, biological process: cytoplasmic translational termination. The coding region runs from base 127 to 1434 and encodes 435 amino acids. NCBI's taxonomy places the organism in Eukaryota, Viridiplantae, Streptophyta, Magnoliopsida, Brassicales, Brassicaceae. The transcript is spliced from 2 exons. Gene Ontology annotation, molecular function: sequence-specific mRNA binding; translation release factor activity, codon specific. The record is from RefSeq and is a predicted model, not a curated record. Gene Ontology annotation, cellular component: translation release factor complex; cytosol.
ACAGUCACGUGUUCGGUACCAGGGGAAAAAAAACCCUAAAGGAGUCUCAUUUCUGGAUAGAGAAGAGAGAUAGACUCACACAGUUUUGAUUCGCGUGCUCUGUCUUAAGCUUGAAGGGGGGAGAACAUGGCGGACCAAGAAUCAGAUAAGAACAUUGAGAUUUGGAAGAUUAAGAAGCUAAUCAAAGGACUUGAAACCGCUAGAGGUAAUGGAACAAGUAUGAUCUCUCUUAUUAUGCCUCCUAGAGAUCAAGUAGCUCGUGUUACUAAGAUGCUUGCUGAUGAAUACGGAACCGCCUCAAACAUUAAGAGUCGAGUGAAUCGUCAAUCUGUUUUAUCUGCCAUUACUUCAGCUCAACAAAGAUUGAAGCUUUACAACAAAGUUCCUCCCAAUGGUCUUGUUCUGUAUACUGGAACCAUUGUUACUGAUGAUGGUAAAGAGAAGAAAGUGACGAUUGAUUUCGAGCCUUUUAAACCGAUUAAUGCUUCGUUGUAUCUGUGUGACAAUAAGUUUCAUACCGAGCCUUUGAAUGAGCUUUUGGAGUCUGAUGAUAAGUUUGGUUUCAUUGUUAUGGAUGGAAAUGGAACUCUGUUUGGUACUUUGAGUGGGAAUACUAGAGAGGUUCUUCACAAGUUCACUGUCGAUCUUCCUAAAAAGCACGGAAGAGGAGGACAAUCUGCGUUGCGUUUUGCUCGUCUUAGGAUGGAGAAGAGACAUAACUAUGUGAGGAAAACCGCGGAGCUUGCCACUCAGUUUUACAUUAAUCCAGCUACAAGUCAGCCUAAUGUCUCUGGUCUUAUACUUGCUGGUUCAGCGGAUUUCAAGACUGAGCUAAGUCAAUCAGAACUGUUUGAUCCUCGUCUUCAGGCUAAGAUAUUGAAUGUGGUUGAUGUUUCUUACGGAGGAGAGAAUGGUUUCAACCAAGCAAUUGAGCUGUCUGCUGAGAUUCUAUCUAAUGUGAAGUUCAUACAGGAAAAGAAAUUGAUUGGGAAGUACUUUGAGGAGAUCAGUCAAGACACUGGGAAAUAUGUUUUCGGUGUUGAGGAUACUUUAAAGGCUCUAGAAAUGGGUGCUGUUGAAACUCUUAUAGUGUGGGAGAAUCUAGAUAUCAAUAGGUAUGAGUUAAAGAACAACACGACCGGAGAAAUUGUGAUUAAGCAUUUGGGAAAAGAUCAAGAGAACAACCAAAGCAAUUUCCAUGAAGCAGAGACCAAUGCGGAGUUAGAGGUUCAGGAGAAGAUACCUCUGCUUGAAUGGUUUGCUAAUGAGUAUAAACGUUUCGGUUGUACACUUGAGUUUGUGACUAACAAGUCCCAAGAAGGAUCACAAUUUUGCAGAGGCUUUGGCGGAAUCGGUGGAUUGUUGCGAUACCAGCUUGAUAUGAGGACGUUCGACGAAUUAUCAGAUGGUGAUGUUUAUGAAGAUUCCGAUUAAGUAAGAGAAAAUGUGGUUUAAGAUCUGAAGAAGGAUUUGAAGUUUGGGGAAAAAAGAAAGACUCAGAACUUUUGUUUGUUUUACUUUGUCUCUCUCUAUUAUCUUCCAUUUUCAUGUUGCCUCUUCUUAAGUUUUUCUGAAACACUUUUGUUAAAAUGUAUGAAAAAUUUGAGCUUCUAUUUUGAAGACAUUUCUUAUUGGCUAA